Molecule: messenger RNA, 2625 nt
Organism: Lathyrus sativus (Indian pea)
Lineage: Eukaryota; Viridiplantae; Streptophyta; Magnoliopsida; Fabales; Fabaceae
Source: the annotation of a GenBank genome assembly
AUGCAAGAUCAAUUCAUCAUCUUUUCUCUGUUUCUUGUUCUUUUUGGUCCAUUCCAAGUGAUCUCACUAUACCAACCUUUCAAUGAAGAUAUGCUAGGGUUGAUUGUGUUUAAAUCAAGUCUAGAAGAUCCAAAAAACAAACUUUCUUCUUGGAAUGAAGAUGAUUAUAGUCCUUGCAAUUGGGAAGGUGUAAAAUGUGACCCUUCAACUAAUAGAGUUUCUUCUCUUGUUCUUGAUGGAUUCUCUCUUUCGGGCCAUAUCGGUAAGAGUCUUAUGAAGUUGCAGUUUCUUCAAAUUCUUUCACUUUCUAGGAACAACUUCACUGGAAAAAUAAACCAUGAUCUUCUUGUUACACUUUGGAAUUUAAAAAUUGUUGAUUUGAGUGAAAAUAGUCUCUCGGGAACAAUUCCGGACGAGCUUUUUCGACAAUGCUGGUCGUUAAGAGUUUUAUCGUUCGCGAAAAACAAUCUGACAGGUAAGAUUCCCGAGUCUUUGAGUUCGUGCUACUCGUUAGCAAGUUUGAACUUCUCGUCUAAUCAUUUGAAUGGUGAAUUGCAUUCGGGAAUGUGGUUUUUGAAGGAACUUCAAUCGCUUGAUCUAUCGAAUAAUUUACUUAAAGGCGAAAUUCCCGAAGGAGUUCAAAAUCUAUAUGAUUUGAGAGAGUUAAGGCUAGGGAGGAAUUUUUUCACCGGUAGGAUUCCGGAGAGUAUAGGAAACUGUCUGCUUUUGAAGGUGAUCGAUUUCGGUGAUAAUCUUCUAACCGAUGAAAUUCCAGAAUCGAUACAAAGGCUUACUUCAUGCACAUUGUUGAAUUUGCAAGUGAAUUUUCUCAAUGGAAGCAUUCCACAUUGGAUUGGCGAAUUAAACAAUCUUGAGACAUUGGAUCUUUCGUCUAAUCGAUUUUCGGGUUCGAUUCCAUCUGGAUUCGGAGGUCUUAGAAGUUUGCAGGUUUUGAAUCUUUCUACAAACAAUAUCUUUGGUUCUAUUCCAGUGAGUAUAAAAGAGCUUAAAUCUUUGUAUGUUCUUGACUUAAGUGAUAACAAGCUUAAUGGAAGCAUUCCUUUAGAAAUAGAAGGAGCAAUUUCACUUCUUGAAUUGAAGCUUCAAAGGAAUUUGUUAGGUGGAAGAAUUCCAGUUCAAAUUGCAAAAUGUUCAGCCCUAAAAUCUUUGAAUCUUGCACACAACAAUCUUAUUGGCUCAAUCCCUACAUCAAUUGCAAACCUAACAAAUCUUCAAUAUGCAGAUUUGUCAUGGAACAAACUCUCUGGAACUUUACCGAAAAAGCUCACAAAUCUUACACAUCUUUCCUCAUUCAAUGUUUCAUAUAACCAUCUUCAAGGUGAACUACCAAUUGGUGGAUUCUUCAACACAAUCACUCCCUCAUUUGUUCAUGGAAAUCCAUUGUUGUGUGGUUCUGUUGUUAACCACUCAUGCGAUCGGUCUUAUCAUCCGAAACCUAUUGUUUUGAACCCUAAUUCAAACUACAACAAUUCAAGAACUUCAGUGCAAAACCAUCAUCAUAAGAUAAUGCUUAGUAUAUCGGUUUUUAUAGCUAUUGGUGCGGCGGUUUCUAUUGUUGUUGGUGUUGUUGCUGUUACUAUUUUGAAUAUUCAUGUUAGGUCUUCGGUUUCGCAUUCUGGUUCUCCAUUUGGAUUAUCUGGUGGUGAGGAUAAUAGUUUUUCGCCUGAAAAAGGUCCAAAAUGCAGAAAGUUUGUGAUGCUUAAUGGCGAAAUUGUUGAGUUUUCUGACGAGGUGAAUAAUCUUCUUAAAGAAGGUAAUGAAAUCGGCCGGGGAGGAUUUGGAGUUGUAUAUUGUGUUGUCCUUCGAGAUCAGAAUUUCGUUGCGAUCAAGAAGUUUAUAGGUUCAAGUUUGACAAAAUCACAAGAAGAUUUUGAGAGAGAAGUUCAAAAGCUUGGUAAGAUUAAGCAUCAAAAUCUUGUGGCACUAGAAGGUUAUUAUUGGAAUUCAUCUUUUCAGCUUUUAAUUUAUGAGUAUUUUUCUAGAGGGAGUUUGCAUAAGCUUCUACAUGAUGAUGAUCAAAGCAAAUUUGUGUUUUCUUGGAGAGCAAGGUUCAAGGUUAUUUUAGGAAUAGCAAAAGGUUUGGCCUAUUUACAUCAAAUGAACAUAAUCCAUUAUAACCUAAAAUCUACUAAUGUUUUUAUCGAUACUAACGAUGAACCAAAAAUCGGAGAUUUCGGUUUGGUCAAUCUAUUACCAAAUCUAGACCAUUGUGUUUUGAGCAGCAAAAUUCAAAGUGCGCUUGGAUACACGGCUCCCGAGUUUGCGUGUUGCACGGUUAACAUAACUGAAAAAUGCGACGUAUAUGGUUUUGGAAUUUUGGUUCUAGAAAUCGUGAGCGGAAAAAGACCCGUGGAAUAUAUGGAGGACGAUGUCGUUGUUUUAUGUGAUAUGGUGAGAAGUUCAUUGGAGGAUGGAAAAGUUGAGCAAUGUAUCGAUGAAAAACUUGUAGGCUAUUUUUCGCCCGAGGAGGCAAUUCCUAUGAUUAAAUUGGGAUUGGUUUGUGCGUCGCAAGUACCUUCGAGUCGUCCCGAUAUGGAUGACGUUGUUAACAUAUUGGAGACGAUUCAAUGCUCUUCGGAAGGACAACAAGAGGAAAUACAAUGA